Prorocentrum cordatum is the source of this 1073-nucleotide messenger RNA. Lineage: Eukaryota; Dinophyceae; Prorocentrales; Prorocentraceae. The record is from the annotation of a GenBank genome assembly.
AUGAGCGGGAAGUGGAGACAUGAUUCGUGGGAGUAACAACGCGUCGCGCUAGGUUCUCACUGCAGAGAAGCACCAUGGACGCUAUGGCAGAACAGCGCCCUGCGCUAAGCGCUGCAAGUGCCAGAAUGCACUACGGACAAAACGCAACUGAAGAGUCGAUGCGGCAUGGGCAAAUGACAGCGCCAUGCGCUCUGUGGCGCCCCAUCCCGCUGCGAUCUGCGAUCAAAUAGCGCAGCGAAGUCUCAUGAAGGAUGAGGAGGAGAGAGGAGGAGGAGAGAGGAGGACAGGUCGCCUGAGCCCUUCGGGGAAACCCUCCACUGCAGGCAAGCCAGGACGCUUCGCCACUGCUUGAUGCACGGCUGCGCCGCACGGGAAAAUCUCGCGCUGGGGCGGCGUGCUCCGCGGCCCGAGGACGCUGCUCACAUCACGGCACAGCCGCACUUUGGGCCAUUCUUCGCGGGCUGGCUGUGCUCCCUCUGCCUGCGCGGAUUGCUGGAUGGGUCGCCGAGCUAUCAAGGCGCACGAUGCGAGUGCACACGUGCUCGAGAAGCGCUAGCCAGUUCAGCUUGCUUCAAUGUAGGAAGGGUCGAUCGCCAGUUGCAGCAUGGGCGCUACCGAUCAGCCUCCAUCGCAGUGUGGCGUCAUAGCUUCAACCUACAUCGUCUUAUCGCUUGUUUCCAGAACGUGUCAUUCAACGAAUGCCUUAGCUCUGUCACGUGCACAAGAGACGUGUAAACAAACGUGGAGGCGAGCGCGAGUGGAGAGAACUAGUGCAGACUCUGGCUUCCAGACGCAGUGCCUAAAUAUGAAAGUACAUAUGGGGCCCAGAUCACAUGACAACGCGAAUCUUCGUAAGCACUGAGAAUGCAAGGGGAUGUGGAGCACGGCAUGCAUGUUCAUGUAACCCCGCAGGCCUCAUAUCUCACACGCAUGUGAACAUCCACUCCAAGCAGGUCCUUGUCCUUGCAACCCCCUCCCAGUGAACUGGACUGCUACACAAACGCCCCCCGGCGGGACACUCAGGAGAGCAUCGGUGCGCUCGCGAGCCCUGGUGCGUGAUACUUCGCGCUCCU